AUGAGCGGCGAGGGAGGCGAAGGGCGCGACACGUUCGAGUACGAGCCACGGCCCAAUAUGCUCGAACAGCGUGAGCUAAGGAAAGAGUACCGCGCACUCUUGGCGUCGGCACAGACCACGCGCCGCCAUCUCCCAGAGAGCUCCAUCGCCGAUGUCGGCGACAUGGUGCGCAUGGGCGACGAACUGUACUCGAAAGUCAAGGCACCUACUGAUAGCCUGCUCGACUCGCGCUUCCUGCUGAGCAUGUCGGAUAUGGGCGCGGAAAUGACGCGCACGCGGCGCGUCGGCGCCGACGCGUUCGACAUGGACGACUACAUGCACCGAGUCGCGCAGUUUAUCGGAGGACACGUCGUCAGCGGCCGCACACGGCAGACCGCGAGCGAAGCCGAGUUUGUUUCCGGCGAUACCGAGCUCUGGGACUGGGACAAGCUGGGGUCGGUCGCCGCGCAGCAUUCGCGCCGUGCCCCUAUCCCUGAAUUCCUCCUUGGACCGCUGCAAGUCGUGCCAAAGAGCCGCAGGACGACGCGCACGUCGCGUCUCGAUGCGGGCGCCGAGCAUGUCGCGCCGCAGCAGCUGGCCGCCGACGACAUUACGCAGUCCGAAAACGAGACGUCGCGCCUUGUGCUCGAGAUUGCCAAGCGCCUCGAGGCGGCUUCCGGAGACGACGGCGUGUGUCUCUUUCGCUUUGCGCUCAACCCAGAGAGCUUUAGCAAUUCGGUGGAAAAUUUGUUCUACAUCAGCUUUCUGAUCCGCGACGGAAAAGCGGCGAUUCUCGAGGACGACCAAGGCGAUCCCCGCUUGAUGAGCACCUACGAGCCGACAGAAGAGGACCGCAACGCGGGCCUCACGCGCCGUCAAAUUGUCUUGGAACUCGACAUGGCGACGUGGCGCGAGCUGUGUGCGCUCUAUGGCGUCACACAGCCCAUGAUUCCGACACGCGAAGAGGCGCAGGCACCGACGAGUGCUACGGCGUGGUAUGGGUAA
Malassezia japonica is the source of this 984-nucleotide messenger RNA. RefSeq lists its product as uncharacterized. The transcript is spliced from 3 exons. Gene Ontology annotation, cellular component: Smc5-Smc6 complex; nucleus. Lineage: Eukaryota; Fungi; Basidiomycota; Malasseziomycetes; Malasseziales; Malasseziaceae. The record is from RefSeq and is a predicted model, not a curated record. Gene Ontology annotation, biological process: DNA repair. The coding region runs from base 1 to 984 and encodes 327 amino acids.